Molecule: messenger RNA, 255 nt
Organism: Vanderwaltozyma polyspora DSM 70294
Lineage: Eukaryota; Fungi; Ascomycota; Saccharomycetes; Saccharomycetales; Saccharomycetaceae
Exons: 1
Coding region: 1-255 (84 amino acids)
Source: RefSeq, a predicted model, not a curated record
AUGUCAACUUUACUAUACAAACAAGGUCCUGAUUUCACCGACUCUACAGGCUCAUUCUUGAAUAGUGCUCCAGUAGAAAUCUCAACUGUUAAGGGUUAUCAUGACUUCAUUGCAAAGCAAAAGAAAUACGACAAUAUCCAAACUAUUUUCAACGACAAUAAAUCAGAAGGUUAUGUAUUGAGAGACAGUGAAGUAAUUGCAAACAUCACAGGUGAUGCAAGGGAUUACUUAUUAGAAUUGGCUGGUUCAGUCUAG